Molecule: messenger RNA, 1158 nt
Organism: Penicillium roqueforti
Lineage: Eukaryota; Fungi; Ascomycota; Eurotiomycetes; Eurotiales; Aspergillaceae
Exons: 1
Coding region: 1-1158 (385 amino acids)
Source: RefSeq, a predicted model, not a curated record
AUGACGGAGAUGUAUUCCGGCCUCCAUGUGGGCCAGCGGUUUUGCUCUCUAGAAGAGUUCAAAACAGUGGUACGGAGCAUAUCAGUGAGACAACACUGGGAGCUUCGUGUGGUCCGUAGCAACAAGAAGAGCGUGGUUAUCGGAUGUCGAUCAUCGGCAAAUUGCUUCUUUCGUGUCGUCUGUCGCUCGAACAAAAAUGCGACCUACAUCACUAGUCUUCAAGACAGCCAUAGUUGCCGUCGGAGUGAAAAUUCCCCUGAGGACACGCCAGCUCGCUCUGAAGCUUCUCAUGUGCGAUUUCUGCUGAGUGAGAUCCCGAAGCUUUUCGAUAUGAAGUCGAAAAUACGAGCCCAGGACGUUGUGGAUGCUGUAAAACGUUACCAUGGGUAUGACAUAUCUCUGCGCCAGGCACAGCGAGCGCUUACCAAACUUCAACCACGACAUGCUGAGGGCCAGGAUGAACAUGAGCUGAAUAUCGAGAUGAGUACGGAGGAACGACAGUCGCCCGAGCAAUCCCCCGAGUCGCAAGGGGAAGGGGUACACGCAUAUGGAGACAUAUCUGAGAAUCACUGGCUUUCCGAGCAUAUCGCAUCAUCAUCAAUUGAUGAUGAUAACGUGUCCCCAAUCAAGACCCCCAAAAACCACGUACUUGCUCCACCAUCUAGUUCCCAAGCCCUGCCAUCUCCACCCCAGGUGCCACACGUACAUAUUCCCACAUCAAACCAACCCUCUUUUAAUCACAGCCAACAUCCAAUGUCUAUACAAACAGGGGCACAAUGUCAGACCGCUGCCUCUUUACCAGUAGGAAUGGCUGGGCGUCCGAAAGACUACCCUGAGCGCAGUGAUCAUGAUGCCGCCCCCCAGAUGGUUCUUACCAAUUUCAAGAUUGAAUUCACCUGCACAACCUGCGGGUCACUGAAUCAGAGCUUCUUCCCAAACCAGGGCAAUGUCACCGGUGCCAGCUAUAUGGUCCAUCAUGCUGUACCGAGUCCUGGCAUUAUCCCAAGACACGGGUCUACUCAAAAUGGUGUUGGUGGCAGUAGCAAUGCAGUCGGCGAAAUCCCUGCUUACGAGGUUAAUGCUUCCAACACAUCUACCAUUCAGAAUGCCUGGUCUAGUGAUGGCCUAGGGGUUCAAAUUGGAUCGGCACAUACCUAA